This is a messenger RNA of Esox lucius (northern pike), 3543 nucleotides long. RefSeq names its product phospholipase A2, group VII (platelet-activating factor acetylhydrolase, plasma) (gene pla2g7). The record is from RefSeq and is a predicted model, not a curated record. Gene Ontology annotation, molecular function: 1-alkyl-2-acetylglycerophosphocholine esterase activity. The transcript is spliced from 11 exons. The coding region runs from base 618 to 1736 and encodes 372 amino acids. NCBI's taxonomy places the organism in Eukaryota, Metazoa, Chordata, Actinopteri, Esociformes, Esocidae.
GGGAAAAUGUGGGGCGGGGCGUCAGAACGCUAAGCACUUUAGUGAUACUUUGCCUGGUAUUUUAAGUAUUGUAGGUAUCGUUACAGUGCUACACGGCAAAUAAGCACAGUAUCUGGAUCUUUACACAGAAUUUACGAUCAAAAGCGACACAGAAGCUGUACUAACGGACGAGACCUGUUAGCUGUAAAGUCUUGUAUCUGCUAACCUGCUACGCCUACGUCAAUCCCGACUCUUGCUGUAAAUGCACCCAGGAAGCCACUCCCGAAUUACAUUUCUUAUGUAGUAAACCUAGCUUUGAAAGGCACUCCUACAUUACAUUUCUUAUUUAGUAAGCACAGCUUUGAAAUGAUUAUGUUGACUAAGCUAACUUGCUAGCACCACACGCAGCACUGCUGCAUAUUUAACGAUGUCUUUUUAAAAAGUUAACUUUAUAAGCUAGCGAGGCAAGAAAGGUUGAUGUUUGCAGUUGUUGGUGAACUCCGCUAAAUUUAUUAUCUAAGACGAUUUAUCAUUGGCCAAGAACAGCAUCAGGUGUAGCUGAGUCUCAUCGCAGCAAUGGGAAACUCAAACUGUAGGAAUCUGGGGAUCCCCCUGCCAAAAGGGCCCAACGCAGUGGGAUGUUCAGAUUUCAUGAUGGAUCAUACUUUAGGGCAGACGAGGAUGCUGAAAGACCAGAAUGGAUCCCACGCAAAGAGUAUCUCUAUGGGCUUGCAGACUUCAUGAAAUUCAACAGAAACCUGAGUGAAAAGAUUUUUAAUUACCUGUUUGGUUCUUUUAAGAUACCUGCUGCCAUGAAUGCCCCUUAUAAACAGAAUGGGAAGUGUCCAGUAAUUAUCUUCUCUCACGGACUUGGAGCUUUCAGAACUCUAUAUUCAGCCAUUGGUGUAGAACUGGCCUCACAGGGCUUCAUAGUUGCAGCAGUGGAACACAGGGAUGAAUCGGCUUCUGCAACAUUCUUCUAUGAAAAGACUGAAGAGAUGGGCGAGAAAAAGAAAGCAUCUACAUCGACACCUAAACCCAAUCCUACAGCUCCAGACCACUUGGCAGAAAAAUGGAUGUACUAUAGAGCUCUAAAACCAGGCGAGGCUGAAUUCCCUCUUAGGAAUUCACAGGUGAAAAAGCGGGCGGAUGAAUGCAUAGCGGCAUUGGAAAGACUCAUUGAAAUUAACUCAGGAAAAAAAAUGGAGAAUGUGCUUCAGACAAAGUUUGACUGGACUACUUUGGAGAACUCUAUGGACUUGUGCCGGAUAGCAGUGAUGGGCCAUUCUUUUGGUGGAGCAACUGUGAUCGAAGCACUCUGCAAAGAGGUGAAAUUCAAGUGUGGCAUUGCCCUGGACGCAUGGAUGUUCCCACUGGAUGAUGAGAUCUAUGUCCGGGUAAAGCAGCCCGUCUUCUUCAUUAACUCUGAGAAGUUCCAGUGGGCUGGGAACAUCAUGCGCAUGAGGAAACUGGAAUCCUCUUCCACCUCAAUGCAUAGGAAAAUGAUCACCAUCAUGGGAACUGUUCACCAGAGCUUCCCUGAUUUCACCUUCCUGACUGGCAGCUGGAUUGGGAAAAUCCUGAAACUGAAAGGGGAGAUUGAUCCUCAGGUUGGCAUUGAUCUCUGCAAUAAAGCAUCGCUUGCAUUCUUGCAGCGGCAUCUUGGCAUUGAAAAAGACUUCAAUCAAUGGGACCAUCUAAUAGAGGGCAAGGAUGUCAACCUCAUUCCAGGCACUAAUGUUAAAGAAAUAUCUUAGUUGAGUUUUGUACGAAAUAUGGACCUUACUCAGAAGGUUGUAGGAUUUCUAGUAAAUUUCACUAGGUCAACUCAGGGUGCCCAUGUAUCUGGCACAGAGCCUUAAAUGUUGUUUAAUCAUGGACUUCUACAAGUCUUACAAUUUCUGAAUUACCAGGAAAUAUAUUGAAAGUUCUUGGAAUUUUUCAGUCCUAACCAGCAGUACAAAGAUAGGAUUGUGUAGAUGUUUAUAUUUGAAGUUAUUCAGGAUUAACAGGUAUUUGUAUGGAUAUAGAAAAGCUAAAUAAUGAUUUUACCUGAGGAAAUUACAGGUUUUACAUUUUGAUUACCAAUCUUUGGAAAUAUCUUCCAAUGUCAUUGUUAACUUGAUUACUGAUUGUUAUUCAGUUUAGGUUGAUUUCACAUAAUACAAAUUUACAUAAUUUUGUAACAUUAUUUUGCAAAAUUGCAUAAAUAAUGAAAUUAAUAACACUAACACCCAAGUAAAGGAAAGAUCCUUUAGUUUCUUGAUUCCUUUCAACCCGAUUUAUUAAUAUGCUAUUGCAACCUACAGUAGCCUAGCUGUUUUGUCCAUUCUUCUGAGUGGAUUAUGUAAGGUACUGAGUGAUUAAUUCACUGAAGGCGUUUUCUCAUCGAGUUCUCUAUAUUAGAUCUCAUUACUCAUUUGAAGUAAACAUAGAAAAAAGAGUCAUUGUAUUCACACUGCUCUUGCCCUUGAAUGAGGACAAUGCUUUUUUGCCAUUUUGUUUUGAAACUGUUGUAGUCAGCCCUCUUUUCCUUUAUGUUGCUGUCAUUGAGAAAUAACCAGUAUUAUUUUCCUACAUUCACUCAUUCCACUAUGGGAAAAUGCAAUGCAAGGCAAGCCAUGAGCUAGGGAUGAAACUAUUUACAUUUUGGAAGCUAAUGGUUUGCCUCUAGUUAGCACAUGCUGUGCUAAUAGCACAUGUAGUACCAGUCAAAUACACAGAAUAUUUUGCACAGCAGUUGUACCAUCAACUUGCACCAAGCCACUCUAAAUCUAAAACUAAAUUGAAAAUAUGUAGAUGAUCAUAAACUAUACAUUUCUACAUGUUGCUGAUCUUUUCUGGCCGACAAAUCAGAAUCAGUGUUGCCCCUUUGAAUUUCAAAAUUCCAAUGUGACCCUCAACCACAACCUUGCUAGUGAGGGGGACUAAGACACUAGUAACCUAGUGUUGGAAUAUUGAUGAGCUAACCUGGUGAGCUGUGUGUUGAACUAAAAGACCAUUGUGUUCUAGAGUAGUAAGAGGAAAAGCAACAUUCGAAGGGUUUCAUGCAAUGAUCAAACUCAAUAUUUGAGCACCUUGCUCCUGCCACCACUGGUCUCUUCACCGGCCAACCUCUAAAUAGGGCAUCUCCCACUCAGUCCAGGUGUUGUCUUUUAAGUAUUGCUUGCAAAAAAUAUUUUCCUAGCACUCACUUUGCUGAUAGCUAGUUAAUUUAGUAGUGUACUGUUUUCAACUGGUUGUACGAUCCCACCUAGCUGUUAUAAGAAUGGACAAAAUGCACAUCGCUCUGGGUAAGUGUCUGGCCACUUAGCACUAGGUUAUAAAAAAAUAUAUAUUCUAAAGGGACCAAGUGUGAAAACCCAUUGAACCUGUCCAAAGAGAAUUGCAAAAUAUUAUCAACAGAAAGCUGAAAUGAGCUUGUGCCCUAAGGAGUGCAACAAUUAAUCAUUCAUGUAACACAUUUUCUAUACUUUGUUUUUGAAUCUAUUAUUCAGUCUGAAAUGUCUACACUACUGUAAUUCAAUGCAUUUGAUUAUGUACAAUUAUAAAUGAUUUUCUGUA